CUUCAUAACACCACCGAAACUAAUUUUUGACCACAUAACCACAAACAACGACGGCAGCGACGACGACAACGACUUCAAAUCAUCUCCUACGGCCACGAACACCUCACUAACGUCCAACUUAAAAAGUGACAACAUCGACAUCAAACGAAAAAAAAUUGUUGAAUUUGCCAAUUUACCAUUGCCUACCACACCGCCAACUCUGACUAACUCCCCACCAAAUUUUGUGAGCCUUGCGACUCCGGUCGGAAUCGUCAGAACCCAAAGUACCAGUGCGUUAAGGAUGUUGAAGAAACAGCAGCAAGGUGGGAUCGAAGGAAGAACUGGUCCAGGAUCUCAUUGGGACUUUUUCGAUAGAUUUGUUUCUUCCGAUAGGUCGGUUUGUGUUGGUGUCAGGAUUUAG
This is a messenger RNA of Helobdella robusta, 400 nucleotides long. RefSeq lists its product as hypothetical. The annotation marks the transcript as partial. The record is from RefSeq and is a predicted model, not a curated record. NCBI's taxonomy places the organism in Eukaryota, Metazoa, Annelida, Clitellata, Rhynchobdellida, Glossiphoniidae. The transcript has a single exon.